Messenger RNA from Cylicostephanus goldi, 765 nucleotides. The record is from the annotation of a GenBank genome assembly. Lineage: Eukaryota; Metazoa; Nematoda; Chromadorea; Rhabditida; Strongylidae.
UUGAUUUUCCUUUGCAGUAUCAAAUUCAUUGAUAGCUUCAGAAACGCUGAGGCAAGUGCCUCAUCUGCACCGGGAUUGCGACGGUCGGCGAGAGAACCAAGGCCGAAGCGAGCAUUAAGUCCCACACCUGUUAGCCCCAAGCGUCGGCCACGCGUGAAAAGACCUAGUUUAGCUACGGAUCACGAUGUGAAGGACCCUGCAGUUGCUGGCUUUUCGACCAAGGUGGCAGCUGAUCGGGUUGGAGCUGGCACACCACAUUCAUCGUAUGACAUGGAGAACGAUCUUGUAGAUAUUCAGCCGUUUGAUUCCGGAGAUAUCAUCAAUGAAGUAUUUGUUACGGCGAAGUUCACCGCGCGGAGAAAUACCGAAGCAUCUGUUGAGGUUGCCGUACUAGAUGCGCCUCCGGCUGUCACUACACAGGCUCGAGGCACUUCUUCAGCUGUUAAACUAGCUCCUAUGAAGAAGGAAACCGCUGAACAACCCAGCAUUAGCUUUGAGACCAGCGAAAAUAACUUUGAUGAUGAUCCCACUGGUGAAAUGGAGCCACCUGUUUUGGAUGGACCAAUAAUCGGUACACCAACUUCUGAUUUCAAACCAGGAGUAGACAUGCCUCCCACUCUCAUGGCAGAUGGUGAAGUGAACAAAGGAACUCCGAAGCCUGUCCACUAUGUAGUUGGCGAGAUCUACCGAGUUCAUACACCAAAUGGUACUGAACAAGAAGUGCAGUUAGCAGUGAUGGACGACGGUCAGUAUUUGUGCGUUUAA